Messenger RNA from Porites lobata, 18167 nucleotides. The record is from the annotation of a GenBank genome assembly. Lineage: Eukaryota; Metazoa; Cnidaria; Anthozoa; Scleractinia; Poritidae.
GGUUUAGUAGAUGUAGGAUUGCUUACCUAUCAGGUAUUGUUGUCAGAUUGGGAGAUUGAUAUGAAGUUUUUAAUGGUUGCAUUUAUGCUUUCCCUCCUGUGGGUUGCCGAUGCAGGUAAGUUUACACUGAACUGAUCAAAAAAAUCACUGAGCUUAAUAAUCUGUUAUCACUGGGUUAUUUUAGGUUGAAAUUGGCAGAGACCACAUAUAACGCGGUUUUGUUAAACAACGGAUGAACUCCGUUUCAACAACCGCCUAAACUUUGUGUUUUACGUACCCAUCCACGCAACAUCACAGUGUUUGAAGGCUGCAGAUUUUGUAGUCUAAUUUUCAGGAUUUUAACUAGCAAGUUUAGAAAGCUGUUAGGCCACUUCCUCAGGUAUCUGUAUUUUUUGAUUUUUUUUCGCGGAUUGGCUUUCCCUCCACACGUAUUGGAUGAACACCGUCACUGAACACUUAACUUUUCAAAACGCUUUCAAGAGGGAAAUGUUGUGAAGACGCCACUUUCCUGUAUUGGACUGGAGAGAUGAAAGAUGAAUGUUUCUCUGCCACUUCGCCUUUUUUACGGCUUGUAUCAUCCCAAGUUAGUUUUCCUUUUACGUAAAAUGUUCAAGCUUGUUGAAAGUAAUUCAGAAUGCGACGCAGGGCUGGAAUGUCGAAGCGUUAAACGACCCAGCAGAGUUCCACUUACAAGACCUCGAGGUUCUUAGUUUGACCAGUACGUAAAAGUGCUUGGGUAGACAGCUUUGUCGACCAAACAUUGAUAUUACAGAAACAGAGAGAGAAUUAUAGAAUAAUUCAGGCCCAAUCCGUGUGCAUAAAAAAAAAUUCUCGUUUUCAAACAAAAAACGAAUACGUGUGGACGGGUGUAAACGAUCCGAAAACGGCAGUGUGGACCCGAAUUUUUUGGAAAAAUAUAAAAAGAUAUUUCCUUUUUCAGACAAAAAAAGAAUACGUGUGGACAGGGCCUUAGUAAUUGUCACUGUCAGUAAGGACAGGGCAGGGGCCACGGAUGAUGGUCGGCCAAUCUCCUUCAAACUUUUACCGUUUGUUCCCUAUCGGAUAAGAUUGUGAUCGGUGAUAUUAUUGGAAAUAUAAAAUAAAUCGCAUCCAAUUUUGACCACCCCCUAAGUUUUUGCGUUAUUUAAAAGGCUGAGAGAGGAAAAAUUGUUGAAACUAAAAUGCUACUUUUUCUUGCUUUGCAUUGUUCUACUGAAAUUGUAUGAUGUUCACGUAUUUGUGUGUAUUUCAACAACUUAUUUCUACAAUAACAUGGUAUUUACACAAAAACGGCUUGCCCUGGCACCUUCCUAAACACUGCCACUUCAGUAUUGGGUCAAGAGGAUUAACACGAUUUUAGUCAAUUUUAAAGCCUAAUUUUUCCAAGGUGCGGAACUUUACUGAUAAACUGGGGCUAUUUUUUAUCAGUCCUUCUAUAGCUUUCAGGAAAUUUGAAAACUCUCAUUUGGCAAGUUAAAAUCGUUUAGAGAGAGCUUUCUCGGAAGUUUGGCCCUAUUAGCAUAAUAGUCUAAAUUUCUCAGAAAAAUGUCACGCUUUUAUAGUGACGAGAUCAGGAAAAUUGAAAACUCUCAUUUGGUACGUUAAAAUCGUUUAGAGAGAGCUUUCUCAGAAGUUUGGCCUUAUUACCGUAAUCGUGAAAAAAUUUCCUAGAAAAAUGUCACGCUUUUAUGGUCACGAGAUCAGGCGAUAACGUACGAACCAUUUCACAACUACGCAUGAGGAAUUUUUCGGCAGUUUCUGUCGUAUGUUCUUGCACAGGGCAAGUGUUUUGCAUGUAUAUCCUAGUUACAUAUUGUUAUAAACCAUUGAGUUCAAUAAAUUGACAAUUGUACGACGUGACUUUAUUAAAAAUUUAGAAAUAUACAUUUUGUCGGGGUUUGUGGUUAUGUAACGAUAUCAGUAAUCUAUUGUGAAGAUAUGCGGUUUAUUACCAAAAAUUGAAUUACUUUUUGGAAGGUUUUUUUUAAUGCUAACAAAGAAAAGGAAAAAAAAAACAAGAAGAAUUUUGCCUGUCACUUAAAAAUUAUCUUUAGUAUUAGAGGGAAAGUACGAAGUGGAAUGCUUUGUACACAUCUUUGACAACUGUAUCCAAACAACUUUGCAGUUCUUUCAAUAAUAGAGCAUUUGCUAAACAAAGUCAAAAAAGAAUAUCCCGAAGUGAUACAUGCAUACGUCAGAUCCGAUAAAUGCCGGAUGCUAUCAUAAUGGUCCUCUUUUGCUGAGCCGUAAAGAAGUAGUCGAGAGAACCGGUGUUAAACCAGUGCGAUACGAUUUUUCCGAGCCUCAGGCUGGCAAGGACAUUGGUGACAGGAAGGCUGCUUCGAUGAAGGGGCAUAUAAAACGGUGGGUUAACGAGAAGCAUGACGUCAUCAGAGCCGAGGAUAUGAAAGCAGCAUUGGAAUCACAUGGUGGCAUCAAAGGAUGCAGGGUGGCAGUUGCUGAGGAGGACACCACACGUGAAAAAAAAAAAACAAAACAAACAAAGAUAAUAAGAUGCCAGGCAGCAGUAUACUGAACAAGUUGUCAUUAAGAGGAGAGUGGCAUCCCCAUGUGGAAAGCUUAUAACAUCCGGCUUGGACGUUUUAUCCCUUUUGAUGAUCUCGCAGUUGCACAAGGAAAAAUAGGAUUAAAAGUGAUCCAGUCAUUUGGUCUAACUCCACAAAGAGAAAGAGUGGAGGAAAGCGUCAGACACAAGUCUGAAAUCUACUCUUGUCAGCAAACUGGAUGCGUUCUAACGUUUAAGACCCAAUCAGAGGCAGAUCAUCACAUGGACACUGGCAAGCAUCGACUUGAGGUGGACUAUGAGUCUACGUACUACCGUAUUCGAAGAAAGUGGGCUGAAGCUGUGACAGGAGUGAUGUUUGCCCAAGAUAAUUCCGUCAUCGUCAUCGCAAGGGAGCAGUGCAAUGGGACAAGACUUAGCAGAUCUUAGACAUUCUGGAUGGGCUCUCAAGACAGUGAAACGUACAUCUAGGAUGUCUGAGAAAGUCAAGGCAUUCCUAGAAUAGAAGUUCAAAGAGGGGGGCAAGAACUGGAAAAAAGGCUGAUCCUUGCAUUUCCCUUGCAGGUCGCAAGGGAAAUGAAAAUCCUCACAAAUGAUGAUGGGCGUCCAACCUUCCUGCCUGAAGAAUAGAGAACUGCUCAGCAGAUAAGCAGUCUGUUCUCCCGUCUUACAUCCACGCAGCGUCAGAGAUUUGCAGAUGCUGAGGAAAUAUCAGAAGAAGACAUAGAAGCUGUUAAGGCUGAAAUGGCAUUGAAAGAUCUGAGAAGUUUGGCGAUAGAUGACGUGGAAAAACAAGUCAUCCAAUUAUCGUACGUGGGCAUAACAUCUGUGAACUUCUAAAAUCGAACAAGUUUGCGUCACUUUUAUUUCUUUCAGCGCAACCAACUUAAAAGUUGGUUGCGCUGAACCCAGAACCCAGCAUCUAUCGCGCUGCUUUCGCGAUAGGAGUUUACCUGCAAACGCGACUGUUCGCGGUACCUGUCUGGCUCGUGCAGGAAAGCUUUCUUUGGGAAGAGUUUUCAUUGCAAAUGGUGCCCACAAAACUGAAGAAAUCCCAUAAUUUAGCAUUUUAUUUUUUUCAAAACAAAACGAAACGAAAAAUGCACCAAAAGAAGGACUGGACUGAUAAGGUAAUUUCGUAAACACCAGAGUACUUCUAGGCUUGUUCAUGCAACUCUGCAAAUUUGCUCUGCCAGUUUUGUUCGAUCCUCUUCUGUCACCGAAAAGAAAUAUUUAACAACAAACUUACAAAUGGUAAAGGACGAAACAUUUUCUCCUGCACAUGCCUGACAAGUAUGCUGAGCAGGCGUAAACAGCCAGGUACACGAUUUAAAGACAUUUACAUCAAAUUCACUGCGAGAACUGAGUUGGUAGAAAUUUCAUAACUAUCUUGAAUCUGAAUUAACUGCUCAUUGCACAUGCAGGAAUGCAGAGAUGAAUCUGACAUCUACAACUACAAACAGAUUCAACUUUUGAAUAAUAAAUUCACUAAUGGAAUCUUAGGGGGUACGCUUGACCUGGCUUGACUGUUAGCCGCUUAUGUUUUUGACUGAUGAAUUCUGGUUCUAUACUGGAGCUUUGUUGAGUUUAAUUUUGCGCACGAAUGUACACACCUAAUCACAUGUACUCGUCCGCUCUGAUACGAGACAGUAUGAGGUCAUUGGUUUUCAUCUUUUUAGUGCAAAACACUCACUUCCUCUCUUGAGCUCACGUCUAUGAUCCUCACCCAGGGUAAGAUCCUUUGAAGAGCAUAUCACCGCGAAUUUGUUGUUGUUGUUUUUUUUUUAAAAAAGAAUAAAAAUAGAAAACUUGUAAUAAACGAUGCUGCGACGAUUUUAGAUUGAUAUCAUUUUUCUACAGAUUUUUAAAUACUUUUGCUUAAUAUUUUAAGUUGGACAUUUUUGGCCUGGGGCGAGUGACGCUUUUUGAGGCAUAGACCCUCGGUCACUUCUCGUGAGGCAUUGCGCCUUGUUUAUUCUUAUUUCACUGGACGAGCUCAUUUCAUCACGAGAAAGAAAUGGACGCCGUCUUUAAAUUUUCGGUAGUCAGUGAUCUUUUUCAGUUUCAAAAAGCGGCCCUCUUGAAAUAUUCAAGGAUUUUAAAAACAUUUUCGAGGAACCUCCUCACGGAGUGGCAGGGAGGGACUAAGUACUUUGCAAGGAAGGGUUCGGGGAAUCCAAGACAUGCGGCUUGCGUUUUUCUUGGCGAAACGUUAACCAGUUCACCUAGAGACAGAUCUUGAAUUUCGUUCGUUUAACCUACCACACAAAACUUAUAGAUAUAAAAUAUAGUUGUCUCAAAGGAUUUUCUUUUAGCUUCGUCACCUUUUUGGUCACCCUCCAGGACCAAAAGUUCAUGAGUAAAAACUUAUGUGUCGUGUACUUUUAAGUUUUAAACUUUUUGUGUUCAUUCAAUGCUGCGGCUAUCGAGAGUCUUUUGUUGUUCAAAGUUUGUUUGAUUGUCUGUUUAUUUAUGUGUGGUUGAGUAAGGCGUCGCAUAAACUGCCGGAUUCAUACGUUGUUAGGGCGAGCCAGGCGGGGUUGAUCAUUUAUUGUUUUUCUGCCUAGUUUACUUUCUUUAUAAUGUCGGUCGUAAUUAUUUCCUAUGACUUAAGAUGCAUGUUUUCAAGAUUUGACUGAGACGCGCGAUGUAUCGCCUCCUGUAUCAGGUUAAAAAUACACAUGCUUAAGCUUAGAAACAUUUUUUCUGGUUGCCGAUGAAAAGAACAAGUUCUAAAGAAUACUCGGUAGCCGUCUCAGUUAUAAAAAGAAAGCUGUAAGCGAAAGUCUUCCUUCGACGUGCGUUCAUGUCGUAUCCACCAUUCAACAGGAAGCUUAAAUAGGAGACUGGUCAUAAAGUACAGGAGGGGGUGGGCCGCAAAAAAAGUGGGUGUGGGCCAUCAGUUUUGUGCACAUGAAAAGGGGCUGGUCAAGAAAGGCCAUGCAACACAUUGGGGGUGGGUUGUCAAUAAUUAUGCCUCAAAUUUAUCAAUGGCAGGUAUGUAUACAUACAAAAUUUAACGCUUAAAUUGACAGUAAUGUAACUUUAUAAAUGACUAGGAAUAAAACUGCUCUCUAUCAUUACACCUCCUGCCUUAAAUGGUAACUUGCUGUUUUGACAAGAUUAUAACAAUAAGGAAUAUUCAUGUGAAACAAAUAUUUAAAAAAAGGAGCAAAAUGAAAGCAAAGAUUAUAAAACAUUGCAUGUAAUAACGUUCAGUCUUCCUCAAUGAAAUCAUCAUCAGUAUCUAUGUCACUGUCUAUCGCCAAAUUUCAAGUUUUGAUAUGGUAUCUUUAUUUAGGAGAUGAGGUUCAACUAUUUUAUCUCCAUAUGAACAUGGGCUUGCAACAGCUAGUGAAAAAACCCUUCGACAGUUUUUCUUUUCACGCUCAAUUAGGCGCUUUUUUUAUUUGAUUCUAUUUUCUUUUUGCUUUCUCUUUUUCGAUGCAGAUCCUCCUUUGGCUGUGGGGUACAUCCUCUUUUUUUAUCUUCAAGGGUUUGCAUAUUUGUUGAAAAGCUUUCCAGUAUUUUCGUUUUAAGGGUUGUAAGAACCCCAAAACAUGAAGACCGCUUUUUUUUUUUUUCCAAUUCACGAAAAUUAUACCUCAUUUUAAAGCUGAAGAAUUCCUUAACAUUUUAUCUGAUUUGGGUUGAUAUGCACUUUAAGUUACCGAUGUUAUUAAUUUAAUUCUCGUUUUGGUUUAAUCUAUUUUUCACAGAUGUCAACCAAACCACCUGCAUCGAGUGCUCUGAAGUUGAAGCCCUCAACUUAUCCUGCAAAGAUUCCAUUCUUCAGGUGCCGUGUUCAUCCCAGUGCUUUACAGCCAAGGGAAACAUAACGUAUUUCUACAAACGUGAUGAAGUUAUUACAACAGCAAUAGAGGAACGAGGAUGUGCUAAUUGUACGGGUAAGUACAUAUAAGUCUCAACAGCGUUCUGUGAGGUACUUCUUCCCAACACGGACACCUUGAGUUGGUCCGUACCUUUUCCUUUCACUCUCAGGCAGACAUCUCGCUAAGACGGACACUAAAUGACGGUCCCCAAAGGUGUUCGUCUUAUUGAGAAAUGACUAUAUGCUAUAUGGGUGAAGAAAGAAAGAACGAGACAGUCAUAAUCAUGGCCAGUAAAAUAAUGGGAGACGAUAACUUAGGGAAGGUCACUGUGGCGAGUUUAAUUAUAAACCAUCCCAUUACACCAUUUGAGAGGCAAGGAGGCUGACCGACGUAAGGACAAUAGUGGCACGUAUUUCUACUGAUGGUUCAUCGAUACAUGUUGAAGAAUAAGAGUAAUUGUAGCUCCUUGAUAAUACUUCUUCCGACCGCCCUAAGUUUCAACACGGAAAAAUAAUCGGGACACUGCGGCUCACACAAACCAUACCGUAAACUUUUGCUUAUAAGCCCCCCCCCCCCCUCCCGAGCCCCAGUCACAAGCCCCCUAGUUAUAAGCCCAUUUACUUGUAAACAAAAAAAAUUACCUCCAGUUAUAAUCCCUUACGACGCCCCUCCUUUAUUAUCGAUCCAGACUAGCUUUUUAAUUCCCUUAAAUGGUGACUUAUCCAUCACUAUUGAUCAAUUGAUAGAAGUCGUACAAUUGGAAAUUUACAGCCUUUGGGUUCCUUUUUGUUAACUGGUGACCGGUGUAGUCGUGAAAGAAUUUGCUAUUUUUAAAGCAUAGUCUCUUUGAGGGAAAAUGAACUGAUUCCGCGCAUGUUGCUCUGGCACAUUACGUGUAAAGCGCGAGAUCCACGCGGUUUCAUCGAAUAGCCAAAUGUGCUAUUUUUAGAACAAACUGCGCCAACAUCAACGUAACAAACUCGCGCGGGAACGCGCAAUUUUGGGCGGCUCUCGUGUGGAAUUUCAGGAGAUAGCCGAUCGUUUCGCGACUUUAUUUGAGUACCAAGUGCUUCAUUUCUCGAUAAGAAAGUUUUGCACAGUGGAACAUUGAGCCAAUGUUAUAUAAAGAUUACUAGAAAUACUUUUAUCGCAAAAACCUCGCGGAAAGUCGGCUCCUAGACCACUGCGCCACAUUGCCAAGGGCCAAUUUUGUUCCUUCUCUUUAUAAACGACCUGCCCUCGUCUGUAUAAUCAAGUGUCAAGCUAUUCGCGGAUGACAGUGUGCUCUAUCGCCAUAUUGAGUCUUCAGUUGACCACGAUAAGCUCCAGCAGGGCCUACUCCAGCUUGAGGAAUCGGCGGCUAUGUGGCAAAUGAACUUCGCUCCUAGUAAAUGUUAUAUCAUGUCCAUCGCCCUUAAGCGUCAGCCAUCGUCAUUCUUGUACACGCUGUGUAACACUCCCCUAGAGGGAGUAACGUUCCAGAAAUACUUAGGGGUCUACAUCACCAACUCCCUCAAUUGGACAAAGCAGACUGUGGAGGUGAAAAAGAAAGCGAAUAAGAUCCUAGGCGUACUCCCAAAGAACUUAUCGUCUUGUAGCGCUGUUGUCAAGGAACGGGCCUAUUUGUCCUUGGUCCGCCCUGUAUGCGAAUAUCGUUCCGUCGCCUGGAGUCCAUAUACACAAAAAGACAUUAUCUGUGUUGAAUCCGUUCAGCGUCGUGCGGCGCGCUUUUUUCGUAACGAUUACUGUCGUUCCAGUAGCGUUAAUACAAUGUUAUCGAACUUGGGUUGGCAAGAUCUUGAGACACGUAGGAAGAUCACCGAUUUGACAACGUUUUUUAAGAUAAAGACAGGAAAUGUGCGGAUAUCUUUCCCAAACGACCUACGCGAGGUGCACUCUCCCUACUUGAGGCAGUGCACAGCACUCAUUCCAGUUCCAGCAUUAUUCAUGUACCAUUAACGCGCACAAGUAUUUUUUUUUUUCGUAAGCACUGUUCCCGCUUGGAACGCUUUGUCACCUGUUUCCGUAUGUGCUGAUUCCGUUGUUGUGUUCCAUUCAAGUAUUUGUAAUAAUUUUAUGUGUUGACGAUUUUUAUUUCAUUUUUUUAUUUAUUUUUUUUUUUUCACAUGACUUGUAAUUUCAUUUGUAUUUAUUUAGUUGUUUGUUUUUAUUUUGCUUAUUUAUCUCGCAGUCAAUGUCAUGAGCUUCCGUGUACUGACCGUCCAUUGCCAGAUUAGCUUGCUAGAGGCAAUUAUAUCAAUUAAAGAUUAAAGUUGUGUUGCAUCGCAUACAAAAAAUAAACUUCGCUCGUUAAAUUUUGAGGGUUCUGUGAGUUUCAGAAAAUUGUCAAAAUUUGCUUAUAAAAAUGGUGUCCGAGGGGACCGAAUAAAGUGAUGCUCCUAUCUCCAAUACAAGAGUAGUAAGGAACCUAUGUUUGGUAUAUUUGUCCAUUACUUCACCUGACCUAUGCAUGAUGUUAGUAUCAACUUUAUAUUCUGUUGACCCCCUUCCGCUGACAUUUUUAACAUUUUUCCCGCUUUUCUCUGACAACCACUCUCACGGAUCUUCCUCCCUCCAUGCAAACAGCCCUUAGUAGCAACUCGCUUACGCACAUCUUUCAAUUUACUUCAUGCUUUUUCUUUACUUUAGACAAAGAAGCAAUCUGUGCAGCGUUCAAUUCCUCCUUGGGCAACAUGACCUUGCUAGACUGUGAUGUUGAGUGUUGUUCUGGCAAUAACUGUAACAAGCAGAACUUAACUGCGGUCAUUCCAGCAACACCUACGACCAUUCCAACACAGUUCCCCACGGCACGUGAGUAUUAACGGUCAUUGUACUGAGUAGAUUUAUACGGCUCCUCUAUCGAUAACAGUCCUUCCAACACCUGAUUUACAUGUAUACGCCUCUCCAACGCAAAAGUAUAUGAUUACUCUGACACCUGAUCUCGGACCCUCCAUCACACAAGUAUGACGUCCUUCCAAAGUACCAACCCUAUCUCCAGAUUUUUCCACUUGGAAAAUAGGUCCCAUUUUCUAAGGUAAAGACCUCGGGAUGGUGUUGCCAAAAUACACCAAUACGGAUGUAGGGGUUAGUCACGGUGCUAUCUCGGUAGGGUGGGAAAACACAAAAUAGUGCUUUCAUCAGCGGAGUUGAAAAAGUUAAUUUUCCACAGAUUAUCUUAGAAGCUAGUAUUGUGAACGCUAAUUUUUUUUAUUACGUUUUCGUUUUGGAGGGGACCGGUCAUUGACCUCCUAAAAAUUUUGGCAAAGAACUUCAACAUCAAACAGUUAGAGGUCUGCAGCAGACAAUAAUGAUGCAGCAAGUUCUAAUUGCCUUGAGAUUCUACGCAACAGAAACUUUCGAGCGGGCUAUUGGCGAUUUAUUUGGUGUUUCUGUAUGUUAUUCACAAGGAUCAAUGUGAAACUACUAAAAGAACAUUUCCUGUGAUUCCUUGAUUAUUUGGCGGGCCACUAAAGGAAAGUUAUAUGAUGUUACGCAGUCACUUACCGAGUGAUUGGGGCCAUCGAUGUGUUCACAUAAGGAUCUUAUGUCCAAACAAAGAAAUUUUAUCAUUUAUUUGAUCCGAACUCAAAAUUCAAAAAUCCUUAACAUAUACUAAUUUUUGUUGAGGUUGUUGUUCUUUUAUUUACAGCUGUCAACCAAACGACGUGUAUCGCUUGCUCUGAAAUUGGGCCAAGUAACUUAACCUGUAACCAAAGCUUUUUUCUGGUGCCUUGUUCUUAUCACUGUGCUGUACUUAGGGGAAAGAUAGAGUUCUACACUAAUGAUGAAGUUACUAUAGUUCCUAUAGGGACACGAGGAUGCAUCAACUGCACAGGUAAAGAUCUAGUUUUCAUAUGAUCGCUACGACCGUGAAAAAAGUUCGGCGAGCAGACCGAUCAUAGUAAACAUAAUACAUAGAUUUUAGCCAGGGCUAAAGUGGAGCUACUGUUAAUAAAUUUACAAUUUAAAUCAAACAAUAAACUUGUAUUCCACAAAUCAGUUAACUUUAAGGCAGAUUCAUAUAACUUUUGAGGGAGGGGCUAAGUGAUUUUAGGGAAAAAAAUAAUUUGCAAACAUUCCACGAAUGAAAGAAUUCUUACAUCGAGUUAAUAGUCUUAUAUGUACACCCAAAAAUAACAAUCAUUCACCUUUGAUCACAGUAGAUUAGGCUUGGACCGGGGGGAAGGGUGUUUCCAACGAAGUCGGUGGCUCAGUCCUUCUUCCAGUAUGACGUCACGUCUCGCGUUAGUGACUUUCAAAAUGGCGAUCAAGCUGUCCAUCGAAGAGACGGAUAACAAUUUCGAAUUUCGCACGGAUGUACUGUUUCGAUAUCUUGGAUUUUGCGUUAUUAAGAUCCCUGCUGUCAUAGAAAAUCACUCUUCUCUGGUACUUUUUUUGGCGUGAAACGUCCAGUGGUGUGAUGAAUUUUAAAGGUUUUUUUAUGGUCCAGCAAAUUUUCCGAGCAUUCAUAUCGACCGGUCACACGUUUAAGGCCCGGUGCACAGCAACAUUGAGGAAUUUAAUUAGACACAGCAAUAGGGGGUUCAUCAAAGCAAAUAGUAAGCUUUAAGUUUGCGUACUUCAGUUCUUCAGAGCCAAUGGAUCCCCAUAUGAAUCCCUUCAAAUUACGCUUUGCGCACCAUACACAUUUUUUACAACUAACUACAACACUCUUUUUUGUAAAGAACUACCAAACAAAGCUAAACAAAAAUGCCUGCAAGCGCCACACGAUGACAACAGCGAAACAACCACAGCAACAAUUUACCUCGAAGGGUUAAGCAGCAACAAUUAUGAGCGAUUAAAGACAAACAACACAAUCAAUUGUUCAAAAGGCCGAUUAAAUAGGGUAAAGGCCCUAUAAGUAAACCACACAAGAAACCAAGUUACUAGGAAUACGUUAUCGCAAAAACCUCGCAAAGCCGUAAAGGGUCAGUGGUAAGAAAAAAAUAGAAUUAAGAAACAAAAAUUAAACAGAAAAAGAAACAGAAAACAGCGUCGCCAGGAGUCGAAUCUGGUUUAUUUUCACGAGCAAGCAAUUCCUUGACCACUGCACCACAAUGUCACUCAUUUUUUGGAGAUUUCAUUACCAUUUUUCCCUGUCGUAGACGCUGUUCGAAGCUGGGGGAGCUCUAUUUAUCUUGAAUUCAAGAUACAUUUGAGGAAACUUAGCUUGUAAGCGCGUAUUUCGAAGCUUUUUCGCAUUAUUUCGGGUUUAGGGGGCCUAUCGAUGUAGAUAGUCGAUGAAACUACAAUAGAUGUACUAAAUUUGAGGGAGAGUUAAGAAAUCAACAGAGGCCCACACUCGAAGCGACUGAUAUUAAGUACGGUCGAUUUAAUCAGCGAAAGAAUAUAUGGAAUAUAAACGAGUGUGAUUCCUGAGUCGAACCUCACUAGACGUUGCCCGGCUAUUUUAGAGAAAAAAAAAAAAUGACUUAAUUUUUGACGACCUGUGAUAGUUAUCCCGAAACACGGCCCGCGACACAAAUUAACAAAAUUACACAAUUACUAACACAAAAUACCACGACGGCUUACACAAGCAGAUAAAAGUAACAACAAAUUUCACACACUGAUGAUCAAAUUAGCGAUAUAUAGCAGUAUUUACUAGCUUUUUUCCUUUUCCCCGACCUCUCUUGUUUUGUAUGACUGUGGUGUGGUGUUCCUUGUUAAUUGCACAGGCGACCCAAGACUCUCUCCCGUUACUGUGUGACGUCACACUGGCAAGCGGAUUGAGUCAAGAAACGUAGUUGGAGAACAAUAGAGUCACCUUCCUCCAUGCGCUUCUCUUGCACAACACUAAAAAUUAUAUAAUUGACAACAUUAUAAAACGUUUUCAUAAAGAGAAUUCCACUAUGCCCAGACUGUUCAGUCAAAUCAUUCUGCUCCUAUGUAGUAUGCAGGGUAAUAAUGGGCUUUAGCGAAAACUUUCGAAAAGAAGCCUAUUUUAAUUUAAUUUCCAAAAUCACCCCUACAGCCAGCUACAUCUGUAGUUCUGACUUUUGACAAACGCCAAAUUUGCAGUGCAAGCUGUUACGUGUGUGAAUGAACAGUAAUGGAGUUACGCUUUAUUAUGUUUAUCUUUUAAUGCUUUUAUUUUGUGUAAUCUUUAACAGCAUUUGAUACACCCGGCGUUUUGAGUACUCUCGCAAGCGAUGUUCAUGUACGACUUAAAACAACUGCCCAGCGAUUAAAAUUGCGAAAGAGAUCUUGACUAACAAUCAGACAAGAAAUAUAAUUCGGUGAAACAUUUACAAAGACAACAAUUGUGCGCAAAAACAAGCAUUGGGGGUGAAGUUUUUCUGAAAAUCCUGAGUCAUGUAAAAACCUGACAGAUGGGAAAAAACUUGGUCCGUAAUUUGCAGACAAACCUCCUCGGCUGAGAAGAGGUGUGUAUGGUUGGUCAAAGUUGGAAGUGUGCGUGGAAAGUUAAUGCUGGCUCAGACUGUGUUAUUCUAUAUGAAUUGAUUUCACAUAAAUAUAUCUUUCAACUUACUUUAUGCCGUUUCUUUACUUCAGACAAAGAAGCAUUCUGUCAAGCCUUAAAUUCGUCCUUAGCAUCUGCAAACGCCAGCUUGCUGGCUUGCGAAAUAGAGUGUUGUUUUGGUAACAACUGCAACAAUCUAAAUUUUCCUGGUAGGUAUAUGACGUGAGCGCAUCGUCCAACUUAUAAGGGAGGAUAGAGGAAAAGAUAGUUUAAUUUUCAUUUCCUUCUCCCUUUUCCUUCCGCCUCCCUUACUUUUUGAGUAAUUUGUCCCCCCUCCCAUAUUUUCCGAGUUUCUCCCUUGUUUUAACGAGUAAUAGUUCUUGAUGGCUCCUUUUCCUUCUACUUAUUAUGUUUUAUAAUUUAUUCGCUCUGUUUGUUGAGUGGGCGUAAAAAUGGUCGAAAGGUAUCAAAUGAUCAGCGAAGACGAUACAAUCAAAUUACUGGCCCAAACUAAAAGAUCUGGCAAGAAAACACGUACAAAGAAGGAUAGACGCCCACCGCUCCUUGAAGAAUGGCUACGUUGAAAACUCAUUCGUUUACAUCAUGAAACUGCGCAGAAACUAGCAAAUGUUUCGAAGAUAUUCUCAGUGGUAGAGCGUUGAGAGGUGGCUGUUUUCGUAGGCUCUUCACUAAGCGAUACUGAUCGAAACUUUUCAAUGGUAAAUUAAUCAUGAAAAAAAAGUUCAAUGAAAAGUGUACUACGAAAACAAUUUUCAUUCAAGAGGGCAAAUAAUGUGAUCGAAAUGUUUCUCAAAAUCUCUUUAAAACUUUUUUUGUCUGUGUGUAAUUCUCUCUUAGCCGGCUUCGAGUUUGGAAUGGCCAAUACUGGAUGAACGUACCUAGAAGCAAGAACUUGGCGUAAAGCUUUGUUUUUACAACCAGUACUAUGAAAAAUGAAUAUUCUUUAAAACUCGUUCUUUCCAAUUGCGUCCAGAAAAAGGUGUAUAAGCUUGUUUAUUUUUAACCUGAUAACGCGAGGCCAUGCAUGGUCUCAUAUCUUACCCGUUGCUUUCAAUGACAUAAGACUUGACGUAAUUAUGCCCGACUUAAAAAACAAAAGUCAAACCAGACAAAAAAGUGUAAUAAUUACUGAUCAAAAGCUCGCCUGAAAUGCAGCUCCUGAAAGCCAUUAAGUGAGAACAACGCUUAAGCUUUUUCUUGUAUUCUGCGUGAAUGGCAGGUUUAAGUAUAACCAAUAAGCCCACUUUUAAAUCGAUCGUCCCUUACGGAGUCUCUCCUCCUUCUCUCCCAGAGUUAGGUUUCUGAUGUUUUUUGUUUUUCAGCUAUGGGGCUUUGCGCGCGGAAGCUUUACUAUAACUUUCCACAAAUGACCCUAGCUAGUCGAGGUGGGUGGGUAGAACAGUGCUUAGGACGAUACAACAAGUAACUUCAAACUUCGGCUUUGAUAAAGUUUUCAUCGCCUUUACCGAUCACUAUCCAGCGGAAAGCGUAAGCCAGGCCACUGCAGAAGAUUUUGGAGAGGAGAGCGGCCUAUUGCAAAAUAAGACCAUGGGGAAGCUUUGCUAAAAAUUUGACGACAAAUCCGUUUUUCAAAGAUUGCCAGGGGGGUUUAACGCCAAAAACGGUUUAAAAAGGCAAAACUUUCAACGGUCAAGACGUCCUUCUUUGGGGUCCGUUUGAACAUUCUUUUGUAAACUUCCAAGUCCUACUGUAAGAUCAAAAUAUAAAGAAAUUUUCUCCCAGGACGCCGACAUUAUUUUAACAAUCAGAUAAGGCUGAGCACCCUCCGAGAUCUGAAUAAAAGAAAUGUUUGGAAAUCGAGGAGUGUGAUUAUAUUCGUGGUUUCCCUUUUAGCCACUUGUUGACUUCCAAUCAAGCCUCUCUAAGAGCGCUUUUCAGUUGAGCGUCAAAGAAAGUGAUCAUUAUUUUGGCGUCAUAAUUCUACUUUUAGAUACUAACUCAAAUUUUAUCAACUAAUCAGACACGUAGUCUUGUUUGCAUUGGCGCCGAGUGCAUGAACUGACUUUCUGUGCAUAAUGCGGUUGACAAGAGGAAUCAUGUCAAAUUUGGUCCUUCGAAGCUCUUUUGAAAACUACUGAUGUUGAAGAAAAUUCGAAAAAGACAUUUUCAUUCUGGCAAUCUUAAACGUUAUUUUCUUUUUCUUUUUUUUAGGUUUAGAAAAAAACGAAAUCGUCCCCAUUCCUGUGAUUCCUCUUCCAAGUGUGCCGUCAACAGAACAAAAGGAAGAGUCCGUGCAGAUCUCAAUUUCAGUUACUACAAACCAAGUAAGAGCCCGAAAAAUUAAGACGAUACGCUUUCGCAUAUCCGGUCCGGCCGAAGUCGGAAUUAACAAGGGCAUAGCAGGAUCGAUGAUUAGGAGCAAUUUUCUACUAGAUUUUGCCUGUUUGCCCCUGAGAAUUUACGUUGGGGGAAAGAUUGCGGGAAAAAAAAAAUAACAAAACCAAACAAACACUUUAAGACGGAGUCCAUCAAGAAAUUGGGUAAAAAAAUUAAUUUUCAGUGGACAAAAGCCUUGUGCCAGAAUAAUUUAAACAAUAUCGCAUUCUUUUUUACAUUUUUCAAUGGCUAUAGAUGUAAUUAAUUUUCUGUAAUAACACCAAAGGAAACUUCUCAUGAGAGCCCGAGAAAACGAAUGUCAAAUUUCACAAAAUGACAUCUUGCGUAUGAAAUUUUCAGAAUUUUAGCUGUUUUUUCACAAUUCUUGUAAAAUUUGACUUUUUUUUUCUCGGGCUCCCAUGAGAAAUGGUCUUUGGUCUUAUUACAGCUAAUAAAUUAUAUCCAUAGCUCUUGAAAAAUGUAAAAAAUAAUGCGGUAUUGUUUAAAUUAUUCUGGUACAAGGUUUUUGUCCACUAAAAGUUGAAAUUACUCAAUUUCCUGAUGGAUUCCGUCUUAAAUUCUGGGGCUUUUCAUUUCUCCUAGUGCCCAGCUUAAUUUUUUUGACCUUUUUUAUUAUUAUUUUUUUUCGUUGCCUUGAUUUCGUACCAAGCGAUCAUCGAUCGCGAGAGAAGGGAAGCUGCGAACUUUUAGUUCCUACUUUGACACUCCGGAAAGACGCUCGCAGCCUGCGAUUUUUCCCUCCCAAUAUCUAUAUUUAGUAUAUACUAAAACAGUGGAUAGUGUUUUUCGCGCGCUCUGAUUGGCUACUCAAUCAGUGAAUUCACAACUCCUUUUGAAGAAAUUUCUCUGCAAGAGCUAAACAAAUGCCUUCAAAAGUUUUAUUUGUCGGCAAAAAAAGCGAUGGCUGCGGCCGUUCGGUCAUUGCUCGCCAAAAUUGUAAUCGUUGGCAAUAAUUAAGCAAUCGCGCGUGCUUAAUUAUCUCUGGUCACUGUUUCAGUAUAUACUAAAACAAAAUAGUAUUCUCGGAAGUGGAGGUGGCAAGUGGUGGAUAUUUACCUCGCCGCUUUGUGUCUCGGUAAAUAGUCACCUCCACUUCGGUGAAUAAUUGUCAGGUAUAUAUCCCCAAAUAAUAAAAAAAUGACUAAAUAACAAUUUUGAAAACUGCAAGAUCGUAGCUAAAGAUAAACAAAAAAGGGAUGCACCAUCUGAUUGAUAUUUUGGAACCGCGGAUUGAAAUCAUUCUGGCUUGCAUAGCAAUGAGGAUUUUCAGGAGUUGAAUUUGAGUGAGGGAGUUAUUAACUAUAUUCAACAUAAGCUGAACACGAGAAAGGGGGCAACUUUCUUUUCUUUGGUUUCAUUUUCUAACUCAGUUUGAUAUUUUCUUUGACAGUAUGAAUGGAAUUUCCAAACCGACAAGACUUUUAAGGAAAAAACUUCUUCUGUUACAACAAGCUUUUGUUCUCAGAGCAGAGUAAAAUGUGCAUUAAAGGAAGCAAGGCGUAAAAGGUGAUUAUCAUAAGUGCCCGAGAAGUUUUCAUUCCAAAGUUUUCAUUCUCUCUUUACAUUUAUGAUUUGAAUAAAAAUGUACUUGUUGAAAGUUCUUAACGCCCCUCUUUGAGAUUCCCCUGAAACACCAUAGUGCAGGUUUGUCGGUAAAUGGGCUCAGUUUCAUAGUUCACAUCAAUUUGCUAGGAUGAAAUCCUGACUGGGAAAAUACAAUAGAAUUUCGAGACAAUUCAAACUGGAACUGUCUUCCCUUCCCAUGAAACAAGCUAAUUCGUUCCUCGAUUUCUCGAACCCCCCGAAAAUUCUAUCCUUUUCCCCAAGAGGUUCGGAAAUUUGUACGGGGUAUCCACUAUAGGGAACUUUAUAUUAGGCAACUAGCACUAGAUUACGUGCAAGGCGUUAAUUUUCAAUCUAUUUCCCUGACCGAUAACUUGUAACACCACCGGUCUUAUCCCUUCAUAGUCUCUGAUUUGCUCUGACUAAGGGCUAGCGUUCAAAAAGUCAACUUUUGUAUCUCUUCGUGCUAGUGAAGUUACCUUAUCAACUGACCAGGUUGUUAAAACUAAACAAGCAGUACAAUUAGGGGAUAAUUUUUUUUUUGGUUUUUGUUUUAUUAUUAUUAUUAUUAUUUAACUUACUUCUUUUUUUUUUUGAUACGGCGAGAGUACCAUAGAUAUAAUUGGCACAAAAAUUCGAAAACUGUAUUCGUACGCGAUCUUGUACUCGUAGUUAACCUUACAGGAUCUUUAGUGGGGUUAGGGCUAAGCAAAGUUGUGGUUUAGGGACGCGAAGGGCAGGCUCCCGAGUCUUUCGCCUGCUUUUAACACAACGUUCUUUUAAUCUAAGUUUUCGAGUACGUAAAAAGUCAUACGAAAUCAACAGGUCUUAUAUUUCAACACAAAGAACGGUAAACACAAAGAAAAUCACACACGAUAACGUGUUUGUUAUCUAAGGACAAAUUUCUAGGGUUUUUUUUUUUUUUGCGUCUCUAUAAUUUCUCCUUUGUUAUUAUUUAUUUGAUUAAUUUGUUUUUAAGAAGUUACGCGAAACGCUUUCUUCUCAUACAUGCAGAAAAAUAAUUCAUUGCUUGAUUUGUCGGUUUCCCACCAGACGCGCCCUCUUCGACCUCUACACCGCUGACCAAGUUCAUCUUCUCCCUGGUUACCCAAGGAACGCCUCAGGCUCCCUUCGGGUGGCAUUUUACGUCCAGCAGCCAAGGGGACUUUUCAUUGGAAAUGUGUCCAUAUUACCUGGAGAAACGCUGGUCAACAUUGUUAAAACAUACAAAUCAGAGAUGGAGACAGCCAUCGGCGCCAACAUUUCACGAGUUGAAGCGUUCAUUCAAUCCCUCUUGACGCCAACAACAACAUCACCGACAACGCUACCGACAACGCUACCAACAAAAGUGCAAGACAGCAAUGAUACCACCAAGUGGAUUGCUAUUGGUGUGGGAAUUGGGGUGUUUGUCUUGAUUUGUUUUAUUUUGCUCGUAACUUUAUGGUAA